GUGUCCAUGGCAACCACAAAUUCAGUGCACUAACUGCUGCUAACUAGCCAGCCAACACAUUUAGCCGAAUAAAACAAAAUCUCCCUGUGACAAGCAGAAAGCUGGGUUUGUAGAUAUGGAUGCCACGGUAAAGCCUUUGAGGAUUCCUCCUGAAAUGGCCAUUUAUGCGGAGAAACAUGAAGUUUUUGACUUGCUGCAGUCUCUGGUUAGAAAUUUGGUCGUUGACAAGCCUGCGGACCCCAUUCAGUAUCUAAUUGGGAUGCUGAAGAGAGGCAGUGUUGAGGUGCCUCGAGUGAUCUUGCUGGGCCCGCCAGCAUCAGGGAAGAGAACCGUGACCAAAGCCCUGUGCGAGCGCACCCAGGCCAUUCAUGUGACCAUCAGCCACAUCCUGAAGGAGGACCCCGACUUAAAUGGACAGCCCCAGCAGUGUCAGGACAGAGGAGAGAAGAUCCCAAGUGAUCUCUGGACCAGGAUGGUGCGACAUCGGCUGUCCAGGAUUGACUGUGUGCGCAGGGGCUGGGUUCUGGAAGGAAUCCCUAGAACUCGAGAGGAAGCUCUGAGUCUUCAGGAAGCUGGAAUUGCUCCAGAUCAUGUUGUGGUGUUGGAGGCUCCCGAUGAUGUUCUGAUUGAGAGGAGUUUGGGCAAGAGGAUAGACCCAGAGACGGGAGAUGUGUACCACGUGGCCUUCAUGCGUCCAGAGAGCCAGGAGGUGCUGCGGCGUCUGGAGCCUCCAAAGGAGUUUGUGACGGAGGAGUUGGUCACUAAGCAACUGCAGCACUACCGCCGAGAGGCCCACGGCCUGCUGAAGACCUACGGCUCCUACCUGCACUACGUCAACGCUGACCAGCCCCAUGUGGACGUCUGCGCUCAGGUUCUGACCUACCUUCUGUCUCGGCACCGGUCCACUGCCCCCCACACCCCCCGCAUCCUGCUGUUUGGCCCUCCAGGGUCCGGCAAGAGUCUGCAAGCACGACUCCUGGCUCAGAAGUACAACAUCAUGGACAUCUGCAGUGGGAAAUUGAUCAAGGCAGUCUACGCAGACGAGUCCAGUAUGGGAGAGCUCCUCAAACCCUACCUAGAGUCUGGAGAGAAAGUGCCGGACAGCAUUGUGCUUCAGAUCCUGGUGGCCCGGCUGAGUCGUCUGGACUGUACCACGCGUGGCUGGGUGGUGCAUGGCUUCCCCCGUGAUGUGGAACAGGCCGAGAAGCUGCGCGAGUCCAACCACAUCCCCAGCAGAGUGUUCUUCCUGGACAUGACUGACGAUGUGGCAGUGGAGCGCCUGUCCCUCAGGGCCGUUGACCCAGUCACAGGAGAGAGGUACCACUCUCUGUACCGGCCAGCCCCCAGCUCCGAGGUGAAGGCCCGUCUGGUGUUCGACCCGCGGGACAGCGGGGGCCGGGUGCGCGCCCGCCUCCGACAGUACUGGGAACAGGUGGCCAUGCUGCAGGGCUUUUACCCCAACGCCAUCCACAUCAACGCCGACCAGGACCCCCACACCAUCUUCGAGUCCAUCGAGAGCCGCCUGGUCGGACGCCUCCCCAAGACCCUGAUGAACGGGCAGCAGAGCCAAUCAACAUGAGCCAAUCCCAGCUCUGGGCCCCGUGAUCCCACCCCCCUGCUGUGCCCGCGUGUGACAUAACAGCCCCCACACCUCCCUGGCAUGAGGAGAGAGGAGCCGCCUGCAGCAGCUCUGUUUGUGAUAAUAAAGCUCUUUUACUAA
Messenger RNA from Alosa alosa (allis shad), 1720 nucleotides. RefSeq names its product adenylate kinase 8 (gene ak8). Gene Ontology annotation, cellular component: cytoplasm. The record is from RefSeq and is a predicted model, not a curated record. Gene Ontology annotation, molecular function: AMP kinase activity; ATP binding; nucleoside diphosphate kinase activity. Bases 116 to 1579 code for a protein of 487 amino acids. The transcript has 14 exons. Lineage: Eukaryota; Metazoa; Chordata; Actinopteri; Clupeiformes; Clupeidae. Gene Ontology annotation, biological process: nucleoside triphosphate biosynthetic process.